Molecule: messenger RNA, 1347 nt
Organism: Gigantopelta aegis
Lineage: Eukaryota; Metazoa; Mollusca; Gastropoda; Neomphalida; Peltospiridae
Product: pre-mRNA-splicing factor SPF27-like
Exons: 3
Coding region: 21-653 (210 amino acids)
Biological process (GO): mRNA processing
Cellular component (GO): precatalytic spliceosome; Prp19 complex; catalytic step 2 spliceosome
Source: RefSeq, a predicted model, not a curated record
UUAAAAAAAAAGGAAACAAAAUGGCUGGAGAAGUUGUGGUGGACGCAUUGCCAUAUUUUGAUCAUGGCUACGACGAAACUGGGGUGCGAGAAGCUGCUAUCGCUCUUGUCGAGGAAGAAACCAGACGAUAUAGGCCCACAAAAAAUUACUUAGACUAUCUAUCUUCUGCUACUUACAAUAACUUUGAAACAGAAUUAAUGAAAAAUGAAUUCGAACGUCUGCAGUCCCGUCUCCCAAUGGAAAUGAUGAACAUGAAGCGAUAUGAGCUGCCAACUCCGACUGCUGGUAAAAUGACGGACGUAUCUGCAUGGAUGGAGUGUGUUGAAAACUCUCACGCACAGCUUGAACACCAGGCAUUGCGUAUUCUCAACUUGGAACUGAUGUACGAGAAUGGAUCGAAUGCCUGGAAGAUGUAUAACAGCAUUUUGGUGCAGAUGAUUGAUUCGGCUCAAAAACAACUUCAGGAUUUGCGAAAGAAGAUUCAGGAGAUCAACUGGCAGCGGAAGAACGAGCAGACGCAGGCUGGGGCGAAGUUAGAGGAGCUGGAGGCGAGCUGGGUCGGUCUAGUGAGUAAGAACUACGAGAUUGAGCGAGCCUGUGCUGAGCUCGAGAAGGAAGUCAUGGAGAUGGAACAGCAGAGAGGAGCGAGAUGAUGACGGCUUCUACAGUGCUUGUGUAUAAUAUACCGCAAAUGGUCUGGACACACAAUGUUGAAUUUCAGAUCUGAUUGCUCAUAGUGACUGCUGGAUUUAUAUUGGCUAUGGCAAUUCUGGAAAGUCACAGAAUGUGCUAAAUUAAUUUUUUAGGCAUGGAAAGUCAUGCAAUUUUAAAAAGUGGGAAGUAAAAAUUGGUUGAAAAUGGGAAGUAAAAAUUGGUUGAAAAUUAUUUGUUUUUCUGGUUUAGAAUACUAAAAAAGAAAAGAAAAAAGAAUUGGAAUUUGCAUUGAAACAUUGUGAUUAUGUUGGUGAUUGCAGAAAAACCUCGACUCCUAUAAAAGGUCAUGUAAAAUAUGUUUAAAAGUCAUGGAAAGUAAAGGAAUUUGGCUGAUUACAAAGGAUGUGAAAAUUUGCAGAAAUAGGGAAAUGUUUGCAUCUGUGAGCUUUGAUGAUACCAGCAGAAAUUAACUAAGUACAUUUUAGUUUGGUGCAUAUAACAUCAGUGUGACAGUGGCAUCACCCACUCAACUUCAAAUUUUCAUCCUGACACAUUCUAAGAGAGCGAGAGAGAGAGAGCGAGAGCUCAGUACUUGUGUCUUCCUGACGUAACAUUCAUCUUGGUAUCUCUAAAAUUCAUGCUUCAUAUUGUCAUGUACACAUCAUGUGUUGAUUAAAACAAAUGUUUAAAAUA